AUGCUUAGUUGGGCUAUGGUCCAUGAGACCAAGGGACUGGUCCUGUUACCAAAUGAACGCAUCAUAUACUCCUCCCCUCCACGAACGAGCAUAUCACUUCGCUCCAUCCAUCCCGGCCCAGAUAAGCAGACCUUUUCAAAACAGAGCAGUGCCGGCCACGUUCACCUCACAAACCAGAGAAUCGUCUACCUCCCAUCCCAACCAACGCCGGAAUUCCAAUCAUUCUCCGCACCACUCCUAAACCUGCUUGACACACACGUUGCCGCGCCCUUCUUCGGCCCUAAUGUAUGGAACUCCGUCGUCCAGCCCGUAUCCGGCGGCGGAAUACCGGCCACGUAUGCGGCGAUACAGCUAAAACUAACCUUCAAGGAUGGAGGGGCGUUUGAUUUCCACUCGAACUAUGAACAGAUCAAGGAACGGUUGCAGCAGGCUGUUGAGAGGGCGAGAGAGGGCGGGCUGAUGUCUGGUGAUGGAGCGCAGGUGGGUACGGGUCGUGAUGGAGGUGCGUUUGGAGUCGUCGAUUUUGCAAAUGUGCAUCUCGAGGAGUUGCCUGCGUAUGAAGGGCCGGCGGGUGCGGUGUCGGCGCGGAUACAGUCGUUGGAUAGGCCGCCGGAGCAUGGAGAGGGUGAGAGUCGUCUGGCUGGCAGCAGGUCGGAACGUCCGCUGUUCGAGCCGCCUACGGAGCCACCGCCGGGGUAUGAGGAGGUGCAGCAGCAGAGCGUCGCGAACGAGUUAGAGAACCAGCUCCGUCAGCGUCGUUGA
This is a messenger RNA of Arthroderma uncinatum, 762 nucleotides long. RefSeq lists its product as uncharacterized. Gene Ontology annotation, biological process: positive regulation of DNA-templated transcription. The record is from RefSeq and is a predicted model, not a curated record. Lineage: Eukaryota; Fungi; Ascomycota; Eurotiomycetes; Onygenales; Arthrodermataceae. Gene Ontology annotation, cellular component: nucleus. Bases 1 to 762 code for a protein of 253 amino acids. The transcript is spliced from 2 exons. Gene Ontology annotation, molecular function: chromatin DNA binding; transcription coactivator activity.